AUGCGUGCCCUGGCCGAGGACCUGCCCCCUCUGUCCUUCGGGACGGGCUCGUGCCCUGCUCCGACCAAGGGGGAGCCGAAAAGGCAGGGGGGGCGGCUGCGGAAAGGCUAUGAGGUGGAGAGGGAGCAGGAGGUGGGCCACUCGGCCCGCCGGCUGGCCACCCACCGCAAUGCCUUCAAGCGCAUGGCCGUCAUCCAGGCCUUCCUGGGCUCCACGCCGCAGCUCACGCUGCAGCUCUACAUCAGCGUCCUCGAGAAGUACGUCCCCCCUGCCCGAGCCGUCCUCAUGGGGAUCUGCCUGGUGUCGGUCACCUACGGGGCACUCAUCUGCAACAUCCUGGCCAUCCAGAUCAAGUACGACGACUACAAGGUUCAGCUGCGGCCACUGGCCUUCCUCUGCAUCGUGCUGUGGCGCAGCCUGGAGAUCUCCACCCGCGUGGCCGUCCUCGUGCUCUUCGGCACCGUCUUCAAACACUGGGUCAUCCCUAUCGCCCUGGCCAACCUGCUGGUGGUCUUCUUCCUGCCCUGGGUGCAGUUCUGGCGCAGCGGCACGCGGCUGCCCGACAAUAUCGAGAAGAACUUCAGCCGGGUGGGCACGGUGGUGGUGCUCUGCGCCUUCACCCUCCUCUACGCCGGCAUCAACAUGUUCUGCUGGUCCGCCGUGCAGCUCAAGCUGGCCGACCGGGACCUCAUCGACAAGUCGCAGAACUGGGGCCGCCUGGCCGUGUACUACAUCGCCAGGCUGGCGGAGAACACGGCCCUCGUCAUCCUCUGGUACUUCUUCAAGACGGACGUCUACGAGAACAUUUGCACCCCACUGCUCGUGGUGCAGCUGCUGCUCGGCUACUGCCUGGCCAUCUACUUCAUGCUCCUCUUCUUCCAGUACCUGCACCCCUGCCGCCAGCUCUUCCACCACAACGUUGCCGACUUCCUGCACUGCGUCUGCUGCCGGCGGCGCACGCCCGGCCGGCCCGCGUCCCCGGGAGCCGUCUGGCUGGGCAUCAACGUCUUCCUCUUCACAUACUACUUUGUGUACUUCAACCACGAUGAGCGGUACUUCUACACCAGGGAGAUCCUCGGGUCCGCCUUGGCGUGGGCCCGGGCAUCGGCCAAGUGCCUCAACUUCAACAGCAUGCUGAUCCUGCUGCCCGUGUGCCGCAACCUGCUCUCCUUCCUGCGCGGGACCUGCUCCUCCUGGAAGUGGGUUCUGGCCCCGGUCCUCCUCUACAUCUUUGAGCGGAUCCUUCGGGUCUGGCGCUCACAGCAGAAGGUGGUUGUUACCAAGGUGGUCAUGCACCCCUCCAGAGUGCUGGAGCUGCAGAUGCAGAAGAAGGGCUUCCACAUGGAGGUGGGGCAGUACAUCUUCGUCAACUGCCCCGCUGUCUCCCUCCUGGAGUGGCACCCCUUCACCCUCACCUCGGCACCUGAAGAGGACUUCUUCUCCAUUCACAUCCGGGUGGCUGGGGACUGGACGGAGAGCGUCAUUAACAUCUUCCAACAGCAGAAUCCGGAGAUGCCCAGGAUCGAAGUGGAUGGCCCUUUCGGCACUGCCAGCGAAGAUGUGUUCCAGUAUGAGGUGGCCAUGCUGGUGGGAGCGGGCAUCGGGGUCACCCCCUUCGCCUCCAUCCUGAAGUCCAUCUGGUACAAGUUCCAGCAGGCUGACCAGGCCCUCAAGACCAAGAAGAUCUACUUCUAUUGGCUCUGCCGGGACACGGGGGCCUUUGCUUGGUUCAACGACCUGCUUGCCUCGCUGGAACAGAAGAUGGCCGAGUCUGGCAAGGCAGACUUUCUCACCUACCGGCUCUUCCUCACCGGCUGGGACACUAGCAUCGCCAACAAUGCAGCGCUCAACUUUGACAUUGCUACAGACACGGUGACCGGCCUGAGGCACAAAACCAUUUUUGGGCGGCCCAUGUGGAACACCGAGUUUGCAGCGGUGGCCACUGCCCACCCAAGGUCGGUAGUCGGUGUGUUCCUGUGUGGGCCAGAGGCCUUGGCAAAGAGCUUGCAGAAGUCUUGUCACCAGCACUCCAGCCUGGACCCCAGGAAGGUCCAAUUCUACUUCAACAAGGAAAACUUCUAAGCUGGAUCCAUGCUGUAACUAUGGCUUGCAGAGGACAACCAGCUGGUCUUUGCAUCCAUCCCCUUUCGGACUGAGUCAGCCUGGCCAGGGCUAAGCACCAAUGGAAGAGCACUUGCAUCAAACCUAGGCAAGACGUAGCAAGGCACUACUUCUCCAUGAGAAACCCUACGUUCAAAGACUGCUGCCUUCUUGACCCAGUGUACAGAGAGAGUCCUCGUGAGUGGAAGAGGCCCAGAUCUCAGCACAGCCCUCUCUGAAGAGAACUGGGGCAAGCGUCGUGAUGCUGCGUUACAGGAGCGGUGUGAAGGCCUGGAUCAGCUAUAACCAGCUAGAGCGCCCACAGGCUGGGCAGAACCGAGGGACAGUGGGAUGGGACGGGAGCUGGA
Struthio camelus australis is the source of this 2468-nucleotide messenger RNA. NCBI's taxonomy places the organism in Eukaryota, Metazoa, Chordata, Aves, Struthioniformes, Struthionidae. The record is from RefSeq and is a predicted model, not a curated record.